This is a messenger RNA of Cajanus cajan (pigeon pea), 951 nucleotides long. NCBI's taxonomy places the organism in Eukaryota, Viridiplantae, Streptophyta, Magnoliopsida, Fabales, Fabaceae. The record is from RefSeq and is a predicted model, not a curated record.
AAUUUGAUUUCCUUUGACAUUUUUGUGUUAUAAUUAUUAUAAUUCAUUGAUUUUUUCUUCAUGUAGCGUAAGGUGGCAUGGAGACCCGAGGAUGAGGAAAAAGUAAAGAAAAUUUUUCACUUAAAAGCUUCUCACAGAUUGUCUGAUAUGUUUAAUGAAGCUCGGAAAGCAGGUAAAAGGCCACUUUGGGUUGGAGAAGAUGUGUGGAACAAUUGGUAGCCCAUUGGAAUUCAGCUGCUUUUCGAGUAAAGUCUACACAAGCCUCUCUAAAUCGACUGUCUGAAAAGGGUGGGACUCUUCAUACAGGUGGCUCAAUUACAGUUCAUGAUCAUGCCAAGCGCAUGGCAAAAGAAUUUGGUCGUUCAGUGCAUAUUGAUGAGGUCUUUCAACAGACCCAUAUACGAAAAGAUACUGGACAGUUUGUUGAUGAAAGAUCCAACAAAACAUAUGAAGAUUUUGUCAAUAAAUUUUCUCAAGCUAUGUCCGAGGCUGCAUCAUCUGUUGAUGAAUCACAUCCUAUGGACCCUGGUUUGGAGGAUACAAUUAGGUCUAAGUGUUGGUCUGAUGCAGUUGGUGGCAUGACCACUAAGGGGCGACUGUAUGGAGCUGGAGACCUUGCUCGUCAUUUAAAAGAUACACAAAGCAGUCGCGUCGACGUCAAUCUUAAAAGGAAAGCAUCUUGUAGCAGUUCACGUGACAAGGAAGAAAUUGGUCAAUUGAAACAACGACUUGCAGAAAAUGAUGUGCUUAUUCGUCAGUUGCAACAGAUUCAAUCAGUUGUCAUGCAAUUCUUACCCACUGAAGCACAAACUACCAUUCAAAAUAUUUGUCAACAACAAAAUACCAACUUAGAUCAACAAAAUGGGGAACAACAUCAAAACCAACAAGAAGAAGAUGACCAAGACAAAAAUCAACAAGACUCUCCUAAUUAUGAAGAUUAUUAGUUAGCAU